This is a messenger RNA of Panicum hallii, 1227 nucleotides long. RefSeq lists its product as uncharacterized. The record is from RefSeq and is a predicted model, not a curated record. The coding region runs from base 1 to 1227 and encodes 408 amino acids. The transcript has 3 exons. Lineage: Eukaryota; Viridiplantae; Streptophyta; Magnoliopsida; Poales; Poaceae.
AUGUGGGCCCGGAGGGAGAUCAGCCUACAUCAACCGGUGGAACAACCCCACGCUAGGGACGCCGCUCGAGCUGCGCUUGCGGCGCCGCGCGCGUCGCUCCGGUUCGCCGAACCCCCGUGCCUCUCCCACCUCGUCAUCCCCGCCCACCUCGCCGACCCACCCCGCCACGACCCCCGCGGCGACGACGUGUCCCUUCUCUACGGCGGUAUCAUCGAAACAUCGAGCGGCGACGGCCUCCUCCUCCUCGCCUUCAUGGACGUAAGCGCCACGGCCCCCAUCGUCGCCACGCGCGGCGGCACUCAGGUGCGCAAGUUGACUGCCAUCGACCUGGACCUCGACAUUACGCGCUUCGUCUGCAACCCCCUCAGCGGCCAGGUGUUCCGCCUCCCGGACAUCGACGGCACCAAGAAGACGUCGUGGUACUCGGAGAUGGGCAUCCUCACCCAAUCUGAACGCCCGGACCGGCCGCCUGACAAGUACGCUGUCGCCGUGCUCAGUGAGGACCGCGAUGGGGAGGGGCGGAGCUUCGUCAUGCGGCGGUUUCUGUCGCAAACAGGGGAGUGGGAGAAGCUGGUGGGCUUGCCGUCCCCGCUCCCGCUCGCACGGCGGAUCAAUAUAGACCGCGAGGUGCUGGCCUCCGGCCGGCUCUGGUGGGUCGAUGCGAGCUGGGGCGUCGUCUCCUCCGACCCGUUCAGCGACCAACCGGACCUCCGCUUUGUGGAGCUGCCCAGGGGCAGCGUGACAGAGCCCGUGGAGAGUUGGGAGGACUGGCGGGUACAGGGGAGGUACCGCCACAUUGGGGUCAGCGAGGGGAGGCUGCGCUACGCCGAGGUGUCCAAGGAGAAGCCUUUCCUGCUCAGUUCCUUUGCCCUUGAUGAUGAUGGAAGCGGCUGGAGACUGGAACACCGGGUGGCGCUUAGCCGAGUCUUCCCACAUGGAGAUUACUUGUCUGGGGAUGAUACGCCACAGAUCGGCGCUCUUGACCCACUGAGCGCAAGCAUCAUGCACCUCACAGUGGCAGAACAGGCUUUGUCCGUAGACAUGGACAGGGGGGAGCUGCUUUCGUGUUCAUUGAGAGGUGAAGAGGAGCGCCUCAAGGGAAAGGAGUUUGCUUUCCCUCGAACUGGGCCGAGGGUGGCAGUCCAUCUUCCUCGACCGCGGCGGCGGCCUGCUACCUCGCCUCGGGAGGAGUGCCUCGGGGGAAAGGAGCAGGCGGCCGCCACCUGA